Messenger RNA from Anguilla rostrata (American eel), 5338 nucleotides. RefSeq names its product FH2 domain-containing protein 1-like. The record is from RefSeq and is a predicted model, not a curated record. The transcript has 12 exons. Bases 392 to 4006 code for a protein of 1204 amino acids. NCBI's taxonomy places the organism in Eukaryota, Metazoa, Chordata, Actinopteri, Anguilliformes, Anguillidae.
GUGAAAAAGUAUAAUUGUUAGCCUAUAUCUGAAUGAAUCAGUUACGAAAAGAAAUGCGUCAAGUUUAAAAUAAAUAUUGUCUCAGUAUAGCAAACGGAUAUUUGCACUGAAUUACAUUUCACCAACUCGUUUCUAUAUAAGCAUCAGUGUCAGUUUCUACGAGACGCUGUAGUUCCCUCUGGCGUCACAAGUUAAAGUGCACUGCCCUGUCCUGCUGAUCGCAUCUCGUCGGCCAGCGUGUGGAGGGCCUCCUCUGCCUGGCCUGGCCUGGGGCGUCACUCGGAGAUGAAGAGGGGCCGGCCCCACCAGCCUGAGGAUCGCACCGUGAAGAAACUCUUGGCUCCUCCCCUAGCCCCUCCCCCCCGCUCUGCCAGCCCUUGCGGCUGCUGUGAUGCACGUUAUGAAUAGCAUGUCGCUGGUCAACGAGAGGGAGGGCUGCGGGGGCAAGCACCUCCUCGCCGACUCGACGGCUCCGCCCCCUGUUUCGACCGUCCCUGGCGACAGCCCCACCCCCGAGCGUCCCCCGCCGCCGCCUCCGAGCGCCCCCCCGCCCCCGCCGCCCCCUCCCCCGGGCAUGGGGAACCCCGUCCACGGCCCCCGGAAGAAGAGGAGGGUCCGCAGCUUCUUCUGGAAGACCAUCCCGGAGGAGAAGGUGAGGGGGAAGCCCAACAUCUGGACCAUGGCCGUGCGGCAGCAGCAGUACCAGAUCGACGUGCGCACCGUGGAGGAGCUCUUCGGGCAGCAGGAGGAGGCGCGCUCGGCGACCCCCACAGGCGGCAGAGCGUCCAGCGGCAGCCUGACCGGGAGAGGGUCCAACAAGGAAACCAGGGAAGAGAUCAGCAUCCUGGACUCCAAGAGAGGGAUGAACGUGGGAAUCUUCCUCAAGCAGUUCAAAAAGUCGAACCAGUCCAUCACCGAGGACAUCCGCUCUGGCAACAGCACGCCGUACGGCUCCGGACCGCUCAGAGAGCUGCUGAGGCUCCUGCCCGAAUCUGAGGAGCUGAAGAAACUGCGAGCAUUCAAGGGCAAUGCCAACAAACUGACUCUUGUGGACUCCUUCAUGUACCUUCUGAUCCAGGUCCCCAGUUUUGAGGUUCGUAUUGAAGCCAUGGUGCUGAAAGAGGAGUUCUCUCCUUCCUGUUCCGUCAUGAGCAAUGAGAUUGAUGUCAUCCGCAAUGCAACUAAAGAGCUAAUGACCUGUGAGGAGCUACACGCCGUCUUGCACUUGGUCCUGCAGGCUGGAAACAUUAUGAACUCAGGUGGCUAUGCAGGCAACGCCGUGGGCUUCAAGCUGUCAUCUCUCCUCUCUUUGGCUGACACCAAGGCCAACAAGCCUGGGAUGAACCUCCUCCACUUUGUGGCCUUGGAGGCACAGAAGAAGGAUGAGAGUCUGCUGAAAUUUCCUGAGAAGCUGCCGCAUGUGCAGAGCGCAGUCCGGAUAUCGGUGGAGAACAUCGAAACGGAGUUCCAGUCACUGUACGUGCGGACGAAGGCGCUGGAGGAGAAGAUUCAGAGGGACUCUGAGCUGCAGGUGCAGCUGGAGCAGUUCCUGCAGAGCGCCAUACGGAUGCUGCAGGACCUGAAGAAGCGCAGGCUGGAUCUGCGCAGCGAGGGAAACGCCCUCAUCGACUUCUUAUGCGAGGAUAAAGACGCCUUUAAGCUGGACGACUGCUUCCGGAUAUUCCAGGACUUCUGCCUCAAGUUCAAAAAGGCUGUGAAGGAUAACACGGAGCGUAAGCUGAAGGAGGCGGCGAGGCAGCGCCGCCUGCUGGAGCUGGAGGAGAAGCGCUGCGCGUGGAGCCGGGAGCAGGGUGGCGGCGGCGGCUUCGGGCGGAGCAGCAGCGAGAACGACGUGGAGACGCUGAACCGGGAGGGGCUGCUGGACUUCCUGCAGCAGCGCACGCUCAGCCCCCACCGCCCGCUGAGCCGCUCCGCGAGCGCCCGCCGCCCCCGCAGCACCUCCUCCGCCACCGCCGCCGACCGCCAGCUGCAGAGCUACCUGGAGCUGUUCGGCGCCGACGACUCCGCCCGCUUCAGCAGCCUGCCCCGCUCCGGCCGCCCCCACCACCGCAGGACCGCCGCCUGGCUGCUGUCCCAGGACGACAACCGCGAGCUGGGCCCCAAGGCCCCGCUGUCCUGCGGGAGGCAGGUGACCUCGCCCGGGUCCUACACCGACCCCAUCAGCCCCCUGGCCCGACCCUCGGACUACUUCGGCAACAACAACAACGACGAAGAAGAGGAGGACGAGGACCCGCGCGUCAACGAUAACGAGCUGACCACGGUGUCGGAGGGCGGCCUCGCGUUCAGGGCCGGCCGUUACCGGCACGCGUUCCGGAGGGGGGCGGGGACGGGCGUCGGCCAAAUGAACGUCAGCGUGGAACGCUGCGCCCUCGUAUCCGGGCUGCAGACUUUCGACCACCUCACGACCGUCAACAACAACGACGACGACGACUCGCUCUUGGCCGACCCGGGCAUCGUCGUGGUUACAGAUCUGGAGAGGGACAGGGAUCCUCCAAAGACGCUGGUUUUGGACACCCCCCCGCCCAGCGGGAGUUCUGGGAGGGGGCGGGACCCGAGGUCUGCCUGGGAUUACAGAAUGAGCUCCCCUCAGAAGGAGGAGGAGGAGGACACCAGCACGGUCUCCUCGACGACCUGUGACACGCCCCUCCCCUUGGAUACGCCCGUCUCCAACAGGAAGCCCAUUUUCUACAUCAUGGAUUUUACAGAGACUGACUGCUCCGUGACCCUUGACCUCUCUGAAAUUGACAACUCUCCCAACAGGAGGGAAGGUGUCGAGAGCCACAUGACGCUGGAAGCCAAUGGUCGGAGUAACCAAAAUGACCCUGGUUCUCUUUCUUACAACUUGGAAUCCGGGUCCGCCAGCGAGACUUCCGCGUCACAGUCAGAGUCCACCAAUGAGCCGCCUGAGUCGAAAUCCACAUUCACUGAUGAGCAGCCAGACUCUGCCAGCCAUGUGGCGGUGUGCGUCUGUCCGUCAUCGGCUGAUGCAGAGGAGGCUGCCUCGGACAGCUGCGACGCCCCGGAGGACAAACCGGAAGCGGCCCCCGCCGACGGCCCCCGACCCGCGCAUGCGAAAACCAAGAUGGCGUCGAAGAACCCCGCGGCGGGCCGGACCGUCGCCGCCGCCGGCCGCCCUCCCCGGCAGCGGGCCUCCGCGGAGAACCAGAGCAUGCGCAAGGUGGUCCCGCUGGCCAAGCUGAGCCGGCCCGGGAGCGGCGCCAGGCGGGUCGACAGGCCGCCCGCUUUCGAGAGCGCCGAGCCCAGGCGCCCGCUGCGGGACCAGAGCGCCCCCGCCAGGAGGGGGGAGAGGACGGCCCGCGCCGCCCGCCACUCCAGCCUCCCCCCGGAGGAGUGCAAGGCCCAGAGGCUGAGCGCUGGCGGAGGCGGUUGUUGUGGAGGCGGCGGCGGCGGCGGUGUCUCCCGUUGGGCACGGGACCAAACCCCGCGCAAACCGUCCGUCUGGAAGCCCAGUGCCAAGCCCCUGAGGAACGUCCCCAAGGCCCCCCCGGAGGAGAAGAUGUGUCGCUCCACCCUGAGGGCUCUGGCGCAGGCGGAGGCGGCGGCGGCCUCUGAGGGCGGAGCCCCGCUGACCCCCACCCACAGCGCCCUGCCCAGCUUCGCCCGCAACACCGUGGCCUCCACCUCCAGGACCAAGAAAGACCCGGUCGCCGCCCCCUCCACCGACUCCACCCCCUCCACCCCGUCCAAAAGCUCCUCCCUGGGCAGGACCGGCUCCCUGAGGCACGCGGUGAGCAGGGCGCCCCCCGCUGGUGAGCAGCACGUGGCCCAGGGUGCGGAGAAGCUUCCGGGCUCGCUGCGGAGGGUGCAGAGCGUGCGCACCUCCGGCCGCAGUGGGCAGCGCGCCGAAACCCCGCCCCCCGGGAAGGAACGUUCCAGAAAGAGCAGCACCUUCUCCGAGAAGUCGGUGCAGUCUAAAGACUCUAAAGACUGCUCCAGCAAAACCCUUAAGCCCACGUGGAAGUGAAAUGGGGUGGGUGGGGGGGUGGGUGGUGUUGUGCGGAGUACAAACAACGAUAGGACUAUUUGAAAGAAAAAGCCCUGAAUGAAAAUGUUAUUAAUUUAAUAAAAUAUAGACUUGUAUUUUUGUUUAUAAUUUUCGGCUUCUAGUCAUGUUGUAUAGUUACAAACCGAAUCAUGGCCUUUCAGAGAGAUGACUUAUCAAGCUUCCGGUGGUGAUGUUCUUGAACAGCUAGCUUCUGACUGACUCCUGAGGAGUACAUCUUAUUCAUGUCAAGAAUUUUCUUUUUAAUUUAGGUAAUUAAAAGCAACACAUGCAUUCACCAGGCCUGGGAUAUUGGCAGUAUCAUGGAAAAAAACUUUGCAACUUAUCACACAUUUAAUGUUGUCAUCCCUCUCUAGUUUCAUAGCUCAAUGACUAAUAAAUUUGGUUCAAAAUGCCACAAAAUCAAAGCAUAAUGUAUGUUUUUUUUAGAUACAAGGUUUUUGCCUGACACUGGUAAUAUGCUUUUGUGAAGAAGUACAAUAUUUUAAAAAAUUAAAUGCAUCUCAAAAAGUAACUGUAAUAAAAAAAAAUCAAUGCCAUUUGUAAUUAACUGAAAACAUUGAGUGUAACCCACGGUUAUAUAAAGAAAGCCCUUGACAGUAAUGCCAGAAUGUAGCAGUUUUGAAAAGAUGGUAUUUACAAAUAUGAAUUACUGAUUGUAUUUUGCUCCUAUCCAGUGCACACUACCAUGUGAAAAUAAUGUAUAUUAAUAUGUUUUCAUAAAUCCCCAGUGUCUUUUCAUGUUUUUCCCAGGAAGACUAUGGACAAACGGCAAGUCCGCCUCCAGAGGGGGCGGGGCUUAUCUGCCCGCGUUGUUGUCUUGUAUGUGACGUCCAAUACGUAACAGGUGAUGAUGUGUAAAAUAGUAACCGCUGAAUGUGCUGUACCGCUGCAGAUCAGCUGACCGUUCAGGUGAGGCGGGGGUGAUGGGGGGGGCGCAGGAGCUGCGUGUAGGCCGCCUUGCUGCCCUCUGCGUUCGGGCUUACGGACCGGUCCCCUGCAGCUCCCUCCCCCACCCCCCACUGACGUCGGUCACAGAGUCUCACUCUGCUUCUCACCUUGUGUGUGUGUCAGUGUUUUGUGUAUCUACCUGUACUGUCUCUCUGGUAACGUAUCGAUUCUAGUACAGAAAAAAGACCACUGAGCGCCAUGCAAGAAAUAUUUUUGGCUCCCUGCUAUAAAUUGAAGCUUGUUCUACCAAUUGAAUGGUUGUAUUUUUUUUUUUUUUUUGUGUGGGGGCAUUGAAACAUGCUUCCCUAUGUUACUUGCCUACGAAUAAAUGGUUCUCAUUAA